Messenger RNA from Acanthocheilonema viteae, 475 nucleotides. The record is from the annotation of a GenBank genome assembly. Lineage: Eukaryota; Metazoa; Nematoda; Chromadorea; Rhabditida; Onchocercidae.
AUGGUUGUUGUGACAGGUGUUGAAGGUCAGGCGGAAACAUCCUCAGGUCAGGAUGAUUCUACCGAUGUAUUGCUUGCGCUUCAGAAAUAUCAGGUAAGACGUAAACAAAUCGAAGAGGAGGAAGUACGGAGGCGCCGGGAAGGUCUUUUAUCAGAUGAAGAAGACACUAGUAUGGACGAUGUCUUCAUUCCUGCCAGAUUACGGAAAAAAGAAAAGAUGCAUCGAAGAGCUCUGUUAAAACAAGUAUUGCAUGCAAAAGGUGGUGCUCCAGAUGUGGACACAGAAAAGGAAGAUUUGGAGUUUUUGGAGCGAAAACGACGGAAGAAGGAGGAGGAAAGGAAAGCAGAAGAAGCGAAAAAGUCACUUCUCGAAAAACAUAACGAGCUUUUGGAAGCAGAGAUUGGAGACAGAGAUUCAGAAAAAAGAAAACGAGAAGAGGAACAGAAACUGUUGGAAAGUGUCGCGCCUGGAACAG